Messenger RNA from Hipposideros armiger (great roundleaf bat), 2371 nucleotides. It is a transcript of the gene SEPHS2, whose product is annotated as selenophosphate synthetase 2. Lineage: Eukaryota; Metazoa; Chordata; Mammalia; Chiroptera; Hipposideridae. Gene Ontology annotation, biological process: L-selenocysteine biosynthetic process. The transcript has a single exon. The record is from RefSeq and is a predicted model, not a curated record. Gene Ontology annotation, molecular function: ATP binding; selenide, water dikinase activity. Gene Ontology annotation, cellular component: cytoplasm.
AUUUCGCAAGUUAGUGGUCAAUUUGUACUACGUAAAUCUUUUAGACCAAAGGAAGCCCGCCUCUCUGUGGCAAAAUCGUCAUUGGAUGAAACGGCUGUCAAUCACCAGGGAUAUAAAUACGGGAGGCGGUCGGCUUCUCCCUUAGGAAGGCCAGGACACCGCGGCGUUCCUGGAGUACCGCGGCGCGAGUGGAGCCGGCGAGACGCUGUGGUAAUAUCUGACCUCGAUAGUAACCGCAGUAGGAAAGCAAAGGGGCCUCUCCUUGCCUCUUUUCCCUCUCGCUGCCGGGCAGGCAUGAUGGCGGGAGCCGCGGCGCCAGGCGCCGGCGGGGAGGUGAUGGCGGCGGCGGCGGCGGAAGGCUCCGCGGCUCCAGCGGGCUUAGCUCCCGGUCGCGGCUUCUCGAGCUACCGGCCCUUCGAGCCCCAGGCGUUGGGCCUCAGCCCGAGCUGGCGGCUGACGGGCUUUUCCGGCAUGAAGGGCUGAGGCUGCAAGGUCCCCCAGGAGACGCUGCUCAAACUCCUGGCGGGACUGAAGCAGCCGGCUGAGCGGCCCCCGCCGGGCCAGGCCUUGGGUGGCCAUGAAGAGGCGGCCCUGGAAGCCGGCCUGCCGCUCCAGGCGAACCCCAGCCCGACCUUUCCCGCCCUGGGCAUCGGGAUGGACUCCUGUGUCAUCCCCCUGAGGCACGGAGGCCUGUCCCUGGUGCAGACCACGGACUUCUUUUACCCGUUGGUGGAAGAUCCCUACAUGAUGGGGCGCAUCGCUUGUGCCAACGUGCUGAGUGACCUCUAUGCCAUGGGCAUCACCGAGUGUGACAACAUGUUGAUGUUACUCAGUGUCAGCCAGACUAUGACUGAGGAGGAACAAGAAAAGAUCACCCCCAUGAUGAUCAAAGGCUUUCGCGAUGCUGCGGAGGAAGGCGGGACCGCCGUGACUGGGGGACAAACCGUGGUAAACCCCUGGAUCAUUGUGGGUGGGGUCGCCACGGUGGUGUGUCAGCCAAAUGAAUUCAUAAUGCCCGACAGUGCAGUUGUGGGGGAUGUGCUUGUGCUAACCAAACCCUUAGGAACCCAAGUUGCGGUCAAUGCCCACCAGUGGCUGGAUAAUCCUGAACGAUGGAAUAAGAUCAAGAUGGUGGUUUCCAGAGAAGAGGUAGAGCUGGCCUAUCAGGAAGCUAUGUUCAAUAUGGCUACCCUGAACAGAACGGCUGCUGGAUUAAUGCACACAUUUAACGCCCAUGCUGCCACAGAUAUCACAGGCUUUGGCAUUCUAGGACACUCCCAGAACCUUGCAAAACAACAAAGAAAUGAGGUGUCCUUUGUCAUUCAUAAUCUGCCAAUCAUUGCCAAGAUGGCUGCCAUCAGCAAGGCCAGUGGGCGCUUUGGACUCCUUCAAGGUACCUCAGCAGAAACUUCUGGGGGUUUACUGAUUUGUCUGCCAAGGGAACAGGCCGCUCGCUUUUGUUCUGAAAUCAAAUCUUCCAAGUAUGGAGAGGGUCACCAAGCAUGGAUCGUCGGCAUUGUGGAAAAGGGAAACCGGACUGCCCGUAUUAUUGACAAGCCUCGAGUUAUUGAGGUCCUACCUCGUGGGGCCACUGCUACUGCUCUUGCUCCAGACAAUUCCAAUGCUUCUUCCGAGACUAGCUCAUGAAAUGGAAUAGCAGAAGUUGUUUGGACUGUAGAGCCUUUGUACACAAUCAUGGACGAUGAUCAAGAGUUGAUUUUAAGAAGAAAUUUCCAAAGAAGGCUGCCUGCAUAGUAGUUCCACAGUUGCCCAUUCUAGGUCAUUUGAAUCAGCCCAUCAUAAGCUGCACAUUUGGACUUAAGGGAAAGGUUUGCUCAACCCAUGUGUAGAAGAGGAGCAAAAAAACCUGUUUCCUCUUCCCAAUAGCAAGAUGACGAUCUUCUGGUUUAAGGGAUUUUUGUUGGCACUGGGUUGAUUCAUUUCUGCACAGGGAGUGAGAUUAAAAUUACAUACCAAAAAAAAAGUAAAUUGCAAAAAAAAUUUAGAUCAGAAGCAAAUAAGUUUGGACCAAUACUGUUGAUAAAUGUAAAUUGUUAAGAGAGAUCUUAUAAAGCAAUGUCAAAUUCUUUAUUAGAUUUUUUCUGAAAUACUGUCUCUUUCCUGCUCUGGACAAGAAUUGAGCAGCUUGUCCAUUGACUGGGAAAGGAGGACCUGCAACCAUCUGACUUGGCCUCUGUUAAUGAUGUCUCUCUCUCUAAACCCCUUUAAGGACUGGGAGAGACAGAGCAAGCCCCAGAGCCCAGGCCUUGGUGGUCAUUAAAAUGUUAAAUUUUGUGCUGAAAAUUCCUGGUGAUUUAAUCUAUAAAGUAAUUUCUAGUGAAAUAAAUAAAAAGGACUUCGUUGAAAAUUC